Messenger RNA from Cladophialophora psammophila CBS 110553, 1563 nucleotides. RefSeq lists its product as uncharacterized. Gene Ontology annotation, cellular component: cytoplasm; mitochondrion. Gene Ontology annotation, molecular function: lipoyltransferase activity. The transcript has a single exon. Lineage: Eukaryota; Fungi; Ascomycota; Eurotiomycetes; Chaetothyriales; Herpotrichiellaceae. Gene Ontology annotation, biological process: protein lipoylation. The record is from RefSeq and is a predicted model, not a curated record. Bases 1 to 1563 code for a protein of 520 amino acids.
AUGCGGCCAGCUCCAUGGCUGCUGCUGCCCUCGUCAAACCGGCUAAUCUCCAGCCGGCCAACGAAACUAUCACAGACUUGCCUGCUUCGCGCAGUCCAGCGUCGCCGUGUCCAUAGUGGCGCGAAGGCCGAUCCAAAUCCAACAUGGGAUCCUAAGGAGCUAUCCCGGGUCUCGCAAGAGACGGGUGCCUUAAUCUUCCAUCUGACCUCGGACAAUCCGUUCCUCAACCUGUCGAUAGAGCACUUCCUGCUCACCAAAUCUCAUCCAGACUCACGCAUCCUUCUGUUCUACACCAACAGACCCUGUGUGGUCGUUGGCCGCAACCAAAACCCAUGGCUCGAGGUGGACCUGAAGAGACUACAAGAGGGGCUACCUAUUGAAAAGCAGUCGGUGGACGCACCCCAAAGAGCAGGUCAGCAAUAUCCUUCCGCCACGGGGCCUCGACUCAACCAGAGCAAUGCGUCGCCAGAAGUCGUGCCGAUCGACCUCGUCCGCCGCCGUAGCGGAGGCGGUACUGUCUUCCACGACUCGGGAAACCUGAACUACUCCGUCAUCAUCCCGAACACCAAAGCGUUCAAGAGGAGCACCCAUGCUGAGAUGGUAGUGCGGGGUCUCGAAAGCCUUGCGCGUGCAGGACCUAAACCCUCCUCAUCGGCAGGUGUCCCAGGCGGGAGAUACAACUUCAGCUCGGUCCGGGUCAACGAGCGCAACGACAUCGUCAUGCAACAACCUGGCGGGGUCGAGUGGUUAAAGGUCAGCGGCAGCGCGUACAAAUUAACUCGGGACCGCGCCCUGCACCACGGCACUUUGCUCUACUCCAGCCCGUACAUGGACAGAAUCUCCGAGCUGCUGAGAAGUCCCGGCCGAGGCCUCAUUAGUGCCAAGGGGGUAGAGAGCGUGCGGAGCAAAGUCGGGAAUCUGGCGUGGACACCGGAUCCGCGUGAGCGAGCGGUGAUCCGAGCAGAGAUUACGGAAGCCAUCACACGGGAAUUCUGGAAGAUGUAUGGUGGAGGUGACAACAAGGCUCGCAAACCCGGGGUGGACGAGAUCACCAUUGCAGCCAGUUGUCCUGCAUCCUCCUCCUCCAACGGUUGGUGCAAUGAGAAUAAUUCCGCGAUAGCAAGCGGCAUGCAAGAACUCACCUCGGCGUCCUGGGUCUUUGAACAGACCCCGCGAUUCGAAUUCGCCAGCGGCAUGCUCGAGAACCACGAGAUCGGACUGUCUGCGAAUCGCGGCGUCCUGAAAUCCCUCGCGUUGCGCAGUCCUGCAGGCCCCGGCCCGGAGCGGAGUGGAAAUGGUGGGAUGGUCUGGACAACGCGGACGUUACGCUUCGAGGGGCAGGAUCAGGAGAGGAAGGUCACGGGGAUGGAAAAGACGAUGCACGGGCCGCACGAGGGGGAAGCGGUGGAUGAAGUCAAGAUGCACGACGUGAAGAGUUGGAGAGACUUGCUCACGGAAGACGAAGAGCCCCCGGCGGCGGCGAAUAAUGUGCCGAAUGCUCUCGUCCAGAGACUUGAAGCAGUAUUUCCCCGAUUCCAAUCUAAAUCUAAAUCUGGCCGUUGA